GGAUGGGACAGCGUCCUCAACUCUGGGCUGGUGAACAACACUGUUAACCACAACCAGAAACAGACAGUUGAACACAAAACAACAACCAAACUUAGUCUCCAUGACAACAGACUGGCUGAGACCAGGGUGAGGCAUAGAUUUGGUCCGCAGGGACAGGGAGGUAUCCAUAUGCGGCGGGAGAGAACAGAAACAAACUCUGCUAGUGAUACUCCGUCCUGCUCCUAUAGUUGUGAUUCAGAGAGACUGUUGGCACCUCAGGUUAAUCCCCUAACAGGUGCUGCCUUCAGCCUGCCUUCUUUAGGAUCUCUCAACUGGAACAUGGACCCUGCGACAACACAGACACUCCCUGGCCUUCGUCCUCCUCACAGUCUCCUAAUGUUAAACCAGACCUCAGACCAUGCUAGUGCUUCAACAGUAAAUGGCUACACAAGCCUUUUGACAAAUGACAGUAGUAGUGAUGCUAUCAGUAGAUCUGGUGGCAAAGAGAAGCGCUUCCCAUGUUCAUUCUGUGGGAAAGUCUUCAGUUUCUGCAAACAGGUGGAGAUCCACCAAAGGAUGCACACGGGGGAGAAACCAUUCAGCUGCCACCUGUGCCAGGCCAGUUUUUCACAAUCAUCCAGCCUGAAGAGGCAUCAGAGAGUCCACACAGGGGAGAAACCCUAUAGCUGCCCCCAGUGCGAGAAGAGGUUCUCCCGCCAGCACCAGCUGAAGAUGCACCUGAAGGUCCACACGGGAGAAAGGCCAUUCGACUGCACUCACUGUAGGAAGAGGUUCUCGGAGAGGAGAUACCUCAAGAUGCAUCAGCAGAAAAACCAUUCCACUAUAACAUAGAAAGUAACCAUUCCACUCGAUAGCUUCUGAUGCUAAGAUCAAACCCUGCUUUAAAAGUAGAUGCAGAAAGAUGACAAAGAUGCAUAAAAUAACAGCAGUCGUGGCUUAAUCGUUGAAGUGCAAGGCCCAGACAUUGUGUGAUAUACAAUUGAAGUCAGAAGCUUACAUACAUACACCUUAGCCAAAUACAUUUAAACUCAGUUUUUCACAAUUCCUGAAAUUUAAUCCUAGUACAAAUUCCCUGUCUUAGGUCAGUUAGGAUCACCAUUUUCUUAUAAAAUGUGAAAUGUCUGAAUAAUACUAGAGAGAAUUAUUUAUUUCAGCUUUUAUUUAUUUAAUCAUGUCUUGUGAUGGCCACUCCAACACCUUGACUUUGUUGUCCUUAAGCCAUUUUGCCAAAACUUUGGAAGUUUGCUUGGGGUCAUUGUCCAUUUGGAAGACCCAUUUGCGACCAAGUUUUAACUUCCUGACUGAUGUCUUGAGAUGUUGCUUCAAUAUAUCCACAUAAUUUUCCUCCCUCAUGAUACCAUCUAUUUUGUGAAGUGCACCCGACCCUCCUGCAGCAAAGCACCCCACAACAUGAUGCUGCCACCCCGUGCUUCACGGUUGGGAUGGUGUUCUUCAGCUUGCAAGCCUCCCCCUUUUUCCUCCAAACAUAACGAUGGUCAUUAUGGCCAAACAGUUCUAUUUUUGUUUCAUUACACCAGAGGACAUUUCUCCAAAAAGUACGAUCUUUGUCCCCAUGUGCAGUUGCAAACCGUAGUCUGGAUUUUUUAUGGCGGUUUUGGAGCAGUGGCUUAUUCCUUCCUGAGCGGCCUUUCAGGUUAUGUCGAUAUAGGACUUGUUUUACUGUGGAUAUAGAUAGUUUUGUACCCGUUUACUCCAGCAUCUUCACAAGGUCCUUUGCUGUUGUUUUGGUAUUGAUUUGCAUUUUUCGCACCAAAGUACGUUCAUCUCUAGGAGACAGAACGCAUCUCCUUCCUGAGCGGUAUGACAGCUGCGUGGUCCCAUGGUGUUUAUACUUGCAUACUAUUGUUUGUACAGGUGAACGUGGUACCUUCAGGCGUUUGGAAAUUGCUCCCAAGGAUGAACCAGACUUGUGGAGGUCUACAAUUUUUUUCUGAGGUCUUGAGUUUGAGUUAAUUUUUUUAUUUUUACAGGGACAGUGCACAUUAAUCAACGUUUCAGUAAAAGUGCCGGUUUUAGCCAGCCGGCUAAUUUUCAACCGCAGUCCCUGGGCAGGUUAUUAAAAACAAUUACAAUAUAGACAAUAGCAACAUAGAACAAGCAAGACAUAGCAACAUAGGACAAGCAAGACAUAGCAUACAGACAGAGCAACAUAGGACAAGCAAGACGUAGCAUACAGACAGAGCAACAUAGAACAAAAAGCAGCAAGACAAAAUUCAUAAAAGCAACAAAGUGUUUCCACACCUCACAAGCUACAGACAACAGACAACAUGGAAAGCGGCAACACACAGCUCGGGACCAUGUUCACAAAUCUGAUUGACCUUUAGCCAUGUCGUCAAGCAUUUUGUGAAAGUGUGAUAUGUGGUGCAGUUAUGUGUGUCUGAUGGCAGUGUAUUCCAGACAUGGGAAGCUCUCACAGAGAAUGCAGAUUUACUAAAGGUGCUUUUCCUUAGGGGAACUAUACAGUCACCUCUCAUGGCAGACCUUGUGGAUCUGCUGCCAUAUGUCUGGGUUUUCUGUUUAACAAAAAUAUUGAGUGGAGGGGGAGCCAGGCCAUUAAGGAUCUUGAAUACAAGACAUGCGUCGGUGUAUUGCACAAGAUUUUCCCAACUCAAGAGCUCAUGCUUUCUAAGGAUGUGACAAUGAUGAUGGCUAUUGGGCUUCCUAUCAAGCACUUUGAAAGCCUGUUUGUAGACAGACUGAAUAGGUUUUAAUGUUGUACAGCAAGCUUGGGCCCAACUAGUCAAGCAGUAUGUUAAGUGGGGGAGUAUCAUAGAGUUGAAGUACAGUUUUCCUACCUCUGUAGUCAAACACUUUCGUAUAAAUCGGAAAUUAGCUAGGUUGAAUUUAGUUAUUUGAAUUACCUUUUUCACAUGCUUUUUAAAAGAGAGGUUGGAAUCAAGUAUGAUGCCAAGGUACUUAAAAUCGGAUACCACCUGGAGCUUCUCCCCUGACACAUAGACAUCUGGCUCAGUAGCAUCUGUUGCCCUCUUUGUGAAGAACAUGCAAACAGUGUUUUUCACAUUGAGAUGCAAACACGAGUCACUGAGCCACUUUGUAACCUGGACCAUUACAGUAGUGAGUUCUUGUGCAGCUUGUUGUUUGCUCUUUGCAUGCACAUAUAUCACUGUAUCAUCUGCAUACAUUUGAACUUCAUACCCAGUACAGAGAGAAGACAGAUCAUUAAUGUACAGGCUGAACAGGAGGGGCCCCAGUAUUGACCCUUGGGGCACGCCCACAUCAUAGCUACGAGUGGGCGACAGCUCAUUGCUCACUCUGACACACUGAGUUCUGCCUUCAAGGUAUGAUUUCAUCCAUCUCAAGGCAUCAGGGGAAAAGUUGCACUUGGACAAUUUUGUGAUGAGAAUCUCAUGGUUAACAGUAUCAAAAGCCUUCCUUAGGUCCAGAAACACAGCCCCAACAGCACCCCCUUUGUCCAUCUUGGACUUCACAUUUUCCAGAAAAAAGCAGUUGGCCGUUUCUGUGGAGUGUUUUGCUCUGAAGCCAAACUGCAUGGAGUGUAAUGUGAAGGGGCUGUUGUUGAGGUGGGCAAUCAGUUGUUCUACUACACACUUUUCAACAACCUUUGACACCACAGGUAGUAUACUAAUGGGCCUGUAGUUACUCACGUCAGCAGGGUCGCCUGAUUUAAAGAUGGCCGUUAUUAUGGCCGACAAGGUGAUUAGUGAGCUAAUCACCUUGUUCACCUUUGACUCAGAAACCUCCCUUAUGAUGAAGACAGGUUGAGUGUCAUUCACUAGCACUGAGCCCAAGAAACCAGUGGAGGGGUUCUGUGUCAGUACCCUGACAGAGUCAACAAAGUAGGAAUGGAAGGCUAUUGCUAUUUCGACUGCAUCCUGUGUUAGAUUGUUACUCACCAUGAUUUCUAGUCUUUUUGCAGUGUUACUAUGGUCUUUCCCUGUUAACUUUUUUAGAUUCUCCCAUAUCAAUUUAGAAUUUCCCUUUGCUUCACCAAUUAUGUUAAUAAAAAAGUUUGCCUUG
Messenger RNA from Oncorhynchus keta (chum salmon), 4020 nucleotides. RefSeq names its product zinc finger protein 112-like. The transcript has a single exon. The coding region runs from base 169 to 831 and encodes 220 amino acids. Lineage: Eukaryota; Metazoa; Chordata; Actinopteri; Salmoniformes; Salmonidae. Gene Ontology annotation, biological process: regulation of transcription by RNA polymerase II. The record is from RefSeq and is a predicted model, not a curated record. Gene Ontology annotation, molecular function: RNA polymerase II cis-regulatory region sequence-specific DNA binding; DNA-binding transcription factor activity, RNA polymerase II-specific.